This is a messenger RNA of Metschnikowia bicuspidata var. bicuspidata NRRL YB-4993, 1284 nucleotides long. It is a transcript of the gene TUF1, whose product is annotated as translation elongation factor Tu. Gene Ontology annotation, molecular function: GTPase activity; translation elongation factor activity; GTP binding. Gene Ontology annotation, cellular component: mitochondrion. The record is from RefSeq and is a predicted model, not a curated record. The transcript has a single exon. Bases 1 to 1284 code for a protein of 427 amino acids. Gene Ontology annotation, biological process: mitochondrial translational elongation. Lineage: Eukaryota; Fungi; Ascomycota; Pichiomycetes; Serinales; Metschnikowiaceae.
AUGAUUAAAAACAUCGCCAACCAGCUCGCCGGUUUGCGUGUUGCAAGAAGAGCCGUCACCAGUCCUCGUCCUGCAUUUGCCAGAUCGUAUGCUGUUUUUGACCGUUCGAAGCCUCACGUCAACGUUGGUACCAUCGGCCACGUUGACCACGGUAAGACUACGUUGACAGCCGCUAUCACAAAAGUGCUUGCCGACAAGGGAGGCGCUAACUUCUUGGACUACGGCUCCAUUGACAAGGCCCCUGAGGAGAGAGCUAGAGGUAUUACUAUUUCCACUGCCCACGUCGAGUACGAGACCGACAACAGACACUAUGCCCAUGUGGACUGUCCAGGUCACGCUGAUUACAUUAAAAACAUGAUUACCGGUGCCGCCCAAAUGGACGGUGCCAUCAUUGUUGUUGCCGCCACCGACGGCCAGAUGCCCCAAACCAGGGAGCACUUGUUGUUGGCCAGACAAGUCGGUGUGCAGCACUUGGUUGUUUUCGUCAACAAGGUCGACACCAUUGACGACCCUGAGAUGUUAGAAUUGGUCGAGAUGGAAAUGAGAGAGUUGUUGUCUGAAUACGGUUUCGAUGGCGAUGAGACUCCAGUCAUUAUGGGUUCUGCUUUGUGUGCUUUGGAGGGCAGAGAGCCAGAGAUUGGCGAGCAAGCCGUCACUAAGUUGUUGGCUGCUGUCGACGAGUACAUUCCUACCCCUGUCAGAGACUUGGAGCAGCCAUUCUUGAUGCCUGUUGAGGGCGUGUUCUCUAUCUCCGGUAGAGGUACUGUUGUUACUGGUAGAGUCGAGAGAGGUACUUUGAAGAAGGGUGAGGAGAUCGAGAUUGUUGGUGACUUCGACAAGCCUUUCAAGACCACUGUUACUGGUAUCGAGAUGUUUAAGAAGGAGUUGGGCUCUGCUGUCGCUGGUGACAACGCCGGUAUUUUGUUGAGAGGUGUCAAGAGAGACGAGGUCUCCCGUGGUAUGGUUUUGGCGAAGAGUGGAACCGUGUCUUCGCACAAGAAAAUGUUGGCUUCUUUGUACAUUUUGUCCAAGGAAGAAGGUGGCCGUCACUCCCCAUUCGGCGAGAACUACAAGCCUCAAUUGUUCAUCAGAACCACCGACGUCACCGGUGUUUUGAGAUUCCCAGAGGGUGCCGACCACUCUGCCAUGGUCUCGCCAGGUGACAACGUUGAGAUGGAGAUAGAGUUGGUCAGAAACACCCCUCUUGAGCUCAACCAGCGUUUCAACAUCAGAGAGGGUGGCAAGACCGUCGGUACUGGUAUGGUCACCAGAAUCCUCGAGUAG